AUGGCGACAGAGUGGAACCACCCCAUGUUUGGUACAGGAGGGUCUUAUGUAGCAUUACAAGACAAGCAGGUCUUCCAAACGCUGACGAGACUCGCCUUCAGUUAUUCUCAAGUCGGUGACUUUUACGUAAAGGUUCUUUCUUAUUACAACUGGACGGACGUAAGUGUCAUGUAUCAAGGAGCUGGUACACGAGUUCAAGCCCUUUAUAAUCUGAACAGAUUUGUGUCCGAAAGUGUUCAUGCAAAACUCAUAGAAGCGGGGCUAAGAUCUACAAUGGUAAUAUCUAACUCGGAUUCCGAAAGUGAAUUGGUUGAGAUCCUUCAGAGAGCAAGCAGAGUGUCAAGAGUGUUUCUCAUUACGUGCGAUAAUUUUACCCUCAGGAAGUUGAUGUUGAUUGCGCACUCGAUGGGUAUGACAAAUGGGGAUUAUGUUUUCCUGUAUUUCUUUGGAUUCAAUGGAUUCGCUAAUGGCGAAGUAAACUGGAAAAUGGGAGAUGAAAAUGACGAGAUCGUGCGAAAAGUCUUCCAAUCACUGUUUCUCGUUGGUGUGUUUCAAUCGGAAGCCAAAGAAUAUCAAGAAUUCAAAUCUCACAGUGUGAGACGAUCUCUGGAAAUAUACAACUACAGUUACGGCGUAGAGGAAGAUAUAAAUCCAUACGCUUUCGCAUUUUAUACCGCCUUCACACUGUAUGGAGAGGUUUUAAAGGACAUAAUCCGUGAUGGGAAAGACUUCAGAGACGGCAAAGAGAUCACUAAAAGGCUAUGGAACAAAACAUUUAAUGGGGUAUCCAGAAACAUAUCUGUAAAUGCCAAUGGUGACGUUCACACUGACAUGAUGAUUCUGGAUAUGAAUCCAGAAACUGGCAAAUUUGUUCGUGUUGGAUAUGGAGCUUUUGGUGAAUUUCAUCUCAGUAAUUCCAACACAAUUCAUUGGCCAAAUAACAAAGGACCCCCUGCAAACAAACCACCAUGUGGAUUUACUGGGGAGGCACCAGAGUGUUUCAAUAUGGAGGACAAUCCAUUGGUACAAGCAUUUUCUAUUGCAUUUUCGAUAAUAAUUCUAAUUUUUGGCAUCACCGUGCUGACAGUGUACAGAAAGAUGAAAAAAGACGCCGAGUUGUUCAGCAACUGGUGGAAGAUUCCAUGGAAAGACAUCACGUGGUGUUCCUUCUGUCAGAGUAAAUUUUCCACUUUGUGUGCUUCCGAAGCAAAGUUGAAGUCUAUGUCGGAUGGUGGAAGUCUAUGUGGCAGACCAAUGGACAACAAAGUAGCUUUGUACAAGGGAUCCAAAGUUCAUCUUUUCGAAUUCACGAAAAAAUCGUUCUCAACCAAUCGAACACUAUUUCUGGAAUUAUUACAGUUGAGAGACGUAAAUUGUACCAACUUGACAAAAUUCAUUGGACUCACUGAGAGCGCCUCUAAUCAGCCGUAUGCCGUUACUGAAUUCUGCUCACGUGGUGAUUUGAGGGAUAUUCUAGCAAGGGACUCUUUCAAAUUGAACAAGGAAUUUAGAAUAUCCCUAAUACGUGACAUAAUUCAGGCAAUGGAAUAUAUACACACCUCUAGCAUCCAGUAUCAUGGGAAUCUUACCAGCAGAAACUGUGUCAUUGACAGCAGGUUCGUUCUUAAAGUUACAGAUUUUGGAAUACAAUCCUUGAGGGAUUUUGAAGUCGACGAACGCAGUGAAAAGUGUCUCUGGGCUGCUCCUGAACUUCUUCGAAAAUCGGUAACGAAGACCGACAUAACUGGGAUGCAGUGCGCUGACAUCUACAGCUUUGGUAUACUACUGUAUGAAGUUCUUUCUCGGAAGGAACCUUUUGAAGAUGAUCGAGACUUUUUAACAUUGGAUGAGGUCAUAACGAAACUGAAGCAUGUAAACCACACACCAUUCCGGCCACGUCUAGACUUCGUAAAAAUCAACAAAGAUAUAGAUAGACUGAUGAAGAUGUGCUGGGAAGAAGACCCUAAAUUACGACCGAGUUUCCUAGCCAUACGGAAAGAAUCUAGAAAACUACGAUGGGAUAGAUCUGGUGACAAAUUACUGGAUACGCUACUAUCCCGUAUGGAGAAAUACGCUGAUAACCUGGAAGGCUUGGUUGAAGAAAGGACACAGAACCUGAUAGAAGAGAAGAGGAAAUCAGAGGAGCUACUCUGUGAAGUUCUGCCGAGAAGUGUCGUCAACACAUUAAUGAGUGGCAGAGUGGUGGAACCGGAAGCUUACACAUGUGUUACGAUUUAUUUCAGUGAUAUCGUUGGGUUUACGGAAAUUUCAUCAGAGAGUACUCCAAUGCAGAUAGUUGACCUGUUAAAUGAUCUGUACACGUGCUUCGACAAAAUCAUCGGCAAUUUCGAUGUUUAUAAGGUUGAGACUAUUGGUGAUGCAUACAUGGUUGUUUCUGGUCUGCCUGUGAGGAAUGGAGAUCAACAUGUUGUAGAAAUAGCAAAGAUGUCAUGCUCUAUUCUACAGAAAGUGAAUGUUUUCAAAAUUAGACAUAAACCAAACACGCCACUGUCCGCACGAAUCGGAAUCCAUUCUGGACCGGUUUGCGCUGGUGUGGUUGGUCGUAAAAUGCCACGAUACUGCCUGUUUGGUGACACAGUAAAUACAGCGUCACGCAUGGAGUCGAACGGACAGGCUAUGAAAAUCCACUGCAGUGAAAAUACACGUAAUCUACUUGUUGGCCACCAUGAAUUUGUAAUGCAAGACAGAGGAAAUCUACAAAUCAAGGGGAAAGGCGUUAUGAGGACGUACUGGCUUUGCUGUGAAAUAGAGGACGUGUCAGAUAAUGUCACGAAUGUUUAAAAUUUGUCAAUAUGUAUAAGUAUCCGUAUUUACCACAGAUGACUUUAUAGCAUUGAUCAAUACAUGCCCUUUUCCUAAUUGUAAGAGGCGACUAAAUAGGCAAACGUAUUUGAUAUAGGCAAAGGGUCAUAGCACUUCUAA
Ostrea edulis (European flat oyster) is the source of this 2943-nucleotide messenger RNA. RefSeq names its product atrial natriuretic peptide receptor 1-like. The transcript is spliced from 22 exons. Bases 1 to 2802 code for a protein of 933 amino acids. Gene Ontology annotation, biological process: receptor guanylyl cyclase signaling pathway; intracellular signal transduction; protein phosphorylation. The record is from RefSeq and is a predicted model, not a curated record. Gene Ontology annotation, cellular component: membrane. Lineage: Eukaryota; Metazoa; Mollusca; Bivalvia; Ostreida; Ostreidae. Gene Ontology annotation, molecular function: ATP binding; natriuretic peptide receptor activity; guanylate cyclase activity.